GAAACUGUCAACUGUCUUUACAUCUGAAAACGUUGCUGAACUUUUGAAUAAUGGAAUUAGUCCAAAAUGAUGAAUUUGUUAUAGUUCAAAGAAAAAGCCAAGUGAGUCUACACCAGCUGCCAAAGAAACAGGGCAAAAAAUGGACUGUUAAGAUUGGGAGAGAUAAAGUCGAUAUCUCAUCUGUGGUGGGAAAACCUCAUGGGACUUUCAAGCUUGUACGUGAAAAAGAUGGCAAAAACAGUGUGUUUACACUUGAACCAUCAGAUGAGGUUGUGGAGAUGAAAGAUAAAAUGAAAGACCUCAACUCUGGAGAGAACAAUAAAGAAAUUUGGGAUGAUGGCACAUCUCAACAACUGAAGAAAGAAGAUAUUGAAGAAUUAAGAGGUCAAGGGUUGACUGGAAGUGAAAUAGUCACACAACUAGUUGAAAACAGCAAAACUUUCCAAAUCAAGACUGAAUUCUCACAGGAAAAGUAUCUAAACAAAAAAGAGGAAAAAUAUUCUGAAUGGGUUGACAUUCUGAAACCCAAUAUCAGACACUUGGCUAAACACUUCCAUUCCCAAGACCCCAUGCAAAUAUUGAAUUUACGUCCCGACACCCUUGCGAUGAUUAUGUCCUUAGCCAACAUCAAGAGCAACGGCAAGUUUGGUGUUUUUGAUGGAGGGUGUCAAGGAUUAGUCACAGCUGCUAUUCUGGAUAGAAUUCAAGGGCACGGCACUGUCUGGAACCUGUUCCUAAAAGGAACACCGCAAAAGCGAGUGAUCCAAGCGAUGAACUUUACUCCGGAGCAGUUGAAGCCCCUGAAGAACUGCAGUCUCUACAAACUGAAAGAAACGCUUGCGAAAGAAGAGAAUGCGGAUGGAGACGAGGUGCCGGCCAAAAUGAUAAAAUUAGACGAAGAUGCUGCGCCACCAUUGGAAUUCGGGUCACUCGACGGGAUGGUAAUUGUCUGUCGUCGACCGACCACCAUCGCCAAGGAACUGGUGAAACUUUUGGCCCCAUCUGGCAAUUUUGUGAUUUUCAGUCCAUACUCCGAGCCACUGAGUGAAACAUACAUACAAUUCCGCGAGUGCAACCUGGCCGUCAAUCUGCAACUAACCGAAACCUGGUUCAGGACUCACCAAGUUUUACCGCUUCGAACACAUCCCGAAGUGAACAUGAGUGGAUCCGGCGGAUAUAUCCUUUCUGGAAUCAAAGUUGUCUCGUGAAAGUGUCGUUUGUAUUUGUUAAAAUAAAAGAAGAAUCUUCUACUCA
Messenger RNA from Daphnia pulex (common water flea), 1254 nucleotides. It is a transcript of the gene Trmt6, whose product is annotated as tRNA (adenine(58)-N(1))-methyltransferase non-catalytic subunit TRM6-like. The transcript is spliced from 5 exons. Bases 51 to 1208 code for a protein of 385 amino acids. Gene Ontology annotation, biological process: tRNA methylation. The record is from RefSeq and is a predicted model, not a curated record. Gene Ontology annotation, cellular component: nucleus; tRNA (m1A) methyltransferase complex. Lineage: Eukaryota; Metazoa; Arthropoda; Branchiopoda; Diplostraca; Daphniidae.